Mirounga angustirostris (Northern elephant seal) is the source of this 1491-nucleotide messenger RNA. RefSeq names its product ubiquitin carboxyl-terminal hydrolase 17-like protein 6. Gene Ontology annotation, biological process: regulation of apoptotic process; protein deubiquitination. NCBI's taxonomy places the organism in Eukaryota, Metazoa, Chordata, Mammalia, Carnivora, Phocidae. The record is from RefSeq and is a predicted model, not a curated record. Gene Ontology annotation, cellular component: cytosol; nucleus. Gene Ontology annotation, molecular function: cysteine-type deubiquitinase activity.
AUGGAGGCUGCUUCUCUCCACCACCAAGAGGGGUCUCAGUUCAAUGUCUUUCCAAAACUCAAAUCUUGCUGGUCAAAUGUAGGGGGUGCUGAGGUCCACGGGGGACCCUCUCUGCCUGAGAAGCCAUCACCACCAUCUCACAGACGGUGCUACCUGACUAAUGGUUUGGCUCCCACAUCAGCAGGGCUGGCUCCCACAAGGAAACUCAUGCAUUGGAAGAGACCUUCUGUGGUUGGGGCUGGGCUUCAGAACCUGGGGAACACCUGCUAUGUGAAUGCGGUCCUGCAGUGUCUGGCAUACAUACCGCCCCUUGCCAUCUCUAUGCUGUCCCAGCAGCACGGAGAAACCUGUGGGAAGCAGACAUUCUGCAUGCUGUGUACUCUGCAAGCUCACAUGACCCGGGCCCUCAGCCAACCUGGAGUUGUGAUCCGUCCCUUGCCAGGACUGCUCGCUGCCUUCCACACACACAAGCAGGAAGAUGCCCAGUUCACUCUGGGUGCAAUGCAGCAAGCAUGCUUGCCUGAGGACAAGCCUUCAGACCCUCAAUCUGAGGACACCACCCUCAUCCGUCAAAUCUUUGGAGGGUACUGGAGGUCUCAAAUCCAGUGUCUCCACGGCCAAAGUGUUUCAAGCACUCUGGACCCGUACCUGGACAUUAGCCUGGACAUUGUGGCGGCUCAGAGUGUGAGCCAAGCUUUGGAGCAGUUGGUGAAGCCCAAAAGGUUGGAUGGUGAAAAUGCCUAUCAUUGUAGUACUUGUCUAGGGAAGGUGCCUGCUUCCAAGAUGCUGACUUUGCACAUUCCCUCAAAGGUCCUUGUCCUGGUGUUGAAACGAUUCUCAGAUUUCACAGGAAACGAAAUGGCUAAGGACGUACAAUAUCCUGAGCACCUUGACAUGCAACCCUACCUGUGUGAGCAGAGGGCAGGACCGUUGGUUUAUGUGCUCUAUGCUGUGCUGGUGCACGCUGGGUGGAGUUGUCACAGCGGACAUUACUUCUGUUUCGUAAAAGCUGGAAAUGGCCAGUGGUAUAAAAUGGAUGAUGCUAAGGUCACCACCUCUGAUGUGACUUGUGCAUUGAGCCAACAUGCCUAUGUCCUCUUUUACAUCCAGAAGACCAAACUGGAAAGAGAACUUGUGAGUGAGUCACUCGGUGAGGGAGCCACAUCCCCUGAGGCUGACCACUCAGGCUUGGUUGGGUUCCAAAGGGAGCCCAAAACCGACUCCAGAAUCAAAGUUCCUGAAUUAGAGGAUCACAUGGAAGAGACAUCAGUGCAACAAAUCACAUUAGACCAGUGGAGAUUCCUCCAAGAACGCAACCGACCUAAGGCUGAAUUCAAUGUCAGGAAAGUAGAAUUUGCUCUUCCUGCACAUGCAGUCAUAAUUCACCAGUCCAAAUAUGAGAUGUUGAAGAAUGAUCCUGAACAAAACUUCAACCGGCUCAACACUUUAGCAGGAACAUCGCAUCUCAGAGGGCAGGGGACAUGGCCAUAG